Molecule: messenger RNA, 7654 nt
Organism: Electrophorus electricus (electric eel)
Lineage: Eukaryota; Metazoa; Chordata; Actinopteri; Gymnotiformes; Gymnotidae
Gene: gpr158a
Product: G protein-coupled receptor 158a
Biological process (GO): G protein-coupled receptor signaling pathway
Cellular component (GO): membrane
Molecular function (GO): G protein-coupled receptor activity
Source: RefSeq, a predicted model, not a curated record
CCUCGGAGCUUUCACGGUGUAUUCUGCCCGAUAGCCUCCUGUUUUUUACGUCUAUCUCAAAGCUUAAUUUGACUCAUAGUCGGUAAAGCGUAUUUUCUUUGGCGAGCAACUCCGUCCGUCUUUUUGUCAGGCGCUGCGUUCAGCACUGGACAGCUCCGGCGCGCUCCACCUAACGCGCUACGGGCGCAAUGAUGGAUUGAAGAAGCGACCAUACACGAAUCAAGGACGCUGUGAGAUAGUGAAGGGGACGGGGAUUUAGGCGCAACCGCUUCCUACCGUUCUGCUUUAACUAGACUACUGCUCGGGAAGAGGGCGGAGUAUGUUUUUCCACCCAAGUGUGAAGUACCGACUCCGUACACACAGAAAUUAUUCUUUCAGCAUUUUCUACGGAGAACGCCAGGCAAACCCAGAAGUCAUUUUCGACAUCUUCAUGGUUUGGAUUUUCGGGACGGAAUAAAAGGAAAUCUGAAAAAUAAAUACAACGACGACCAGCGGAUAUCCAUACAAACGAGACAAAUGUGACAGCCUUGCGUGUUAGAAACAAAAACACAACAGGAAUUCACUUGCGGGUUUGACAUCGUCAAUGUUUUCGCGCGGGCGUCAGGUGGGAGGAAUGCGUGAAUAUCUACAGGUGAAAACAUGAUUUGCUGAUCGUUGGAUUCCUGCUGUGCUAUCCUGCAUCUUCUACAUCGGUAAGAGAUCAGACUGGCAACACGACCGAGGUUUACGGAUAUGGCCAUGAUCCGACUCUCGUUGCUGUUGCAAGUGGGAUUUGUUAUAGGAUCGCAUUAUGGCUACGUGGAGUGUUCGGAGAAUGACUGGGAAACCGGAGGAAGGCAACCCGUCUAUAACACUCAGAACAGCCAGCCAACACCGCUCCGACAGCCCUAUUCGCUGCGGAGCGCCACGGAACGCUCGGCUUCAGCGCAGAAAACUGAAGACCAGCUACCGAGGGUUGUUACUGCGUUUCUCCACACAGGGGAUUCCUCAACUCUAAAACACGCCAACUGUUCCAGGAGAUACGAACUGAGCGCCCUGCGGGGGGGAGCGCACGCCAGCCCGCAUAACCCAAUGCCCAGCGUGCUGGACACCGUGAUGCAUGCCACAAACUUCCUUAACAUGUUAUUACAAGCCAACAGGUCGAGGGAGCAGAGUCUCCGGCGAGACAUCGAGUGGUACCACGCGCUUGUCAGGAGUAUAUUAGCGGGCGACUCCAGGAUUCACCGGGCUGUUGUCACGUUCAACACGGAGUCCGCUCGCGACGGACCCCACGUCUUUCUCCAAGCCACGCGGGCGGGGGCAGAGAUAAUCUUACAGGAUCUGUCUGGCAACGCCCACCACAUUUUGAAAAACAAAACGUCCGAGACCGAGUGGUACCAUGAGCUUAAAGGUAAAAAGAAGCCCCACUUUCACAAACGAGUGUUAAGUCAAGAUUUUGCCACAUAUGACGCUUCGGUGCGAAACGGAGAGAGUUAUAUCACCGAUAAAACUCACGUCAAGUGGUCGGCUCCGUACUUGGAGUGCGAGGCUGGCAGUUUCAUGCCACGAUGGCUUCUGACCCUAUCUGCAGGGUUUUACGGACUCAAGCCAAACCUGACCCCCGAGUUCAGGGGAGUUGUUCGUGUGGAUGUCAGUCUACAGGAUGUGGAUAUCGAUCAGUGUUCUACUGAUGGCUGGUUUGCAGGGACUCACAGGUGCAAUCUGACCAGCAUGGAGUGUCGGCCCAUCCCGGGACAUGGCUUUGUGCUGGACAAAUACAAGUGCCACUGCAAGAGCGGCUUCUACCACCCCAGCAGAGUGGCCAUCAACGGCUUCAGUCGGAAGGCUCCGUACGAGGAGGACGACGCUCCCAGCCUCUGCUUGCCAUGCCAGGAGGGCUGUGCAUACUGCAGGGAUGACACACCCUGCGUCGCCCGGGCCGGCGGCUACCUGCGCCUCAGCCUGCUGUCGUUGCAGGGGUUGUUCAUGCUGCUGGCCCUCCUCAGCAUGGUGGUGGUUUAUCACUUCCGCAGGAACAAGAGCAUCAGGGCGUCAGGACUGAUCCUGCUGGAGACCAUCUUGUUUGGAGCUCUUCUUCUCUACUUCCCCGGAGUGAUCCUAUAUUUCCAGCCCAGCGUGUUCCGCUGUGCUCUGCUCCGAUGGGUGAGGAUGUUCGGCUUCGCUACGCUUUACGGAACCAUCACGCUCAAACUGUACAGGGUACUGAAGGUGUUCCUGUCCCGUACGGCUCAGCGGGUCCCAUAUAUGACCAGCUGGAAGGUCCUGCGUCUGCUUGGCAUCAUCCUGCUCGUCGUUCUCUGGUUCCUUGUGGCUUGGACCUCAGCGGUGUGCCAGAACCCAGACCGGCACCUGGCGCUCAUCUCUGUGGGCUUCACCCCUGAGGGCCUGCAGUUCAGCAUGUGUCUGAUGGACCCGUGGGACUACAUGCUAGCUGUGGCUGAAUUCCUGUUCCUGCUGUGGAGUGUGUACCUGUGUUACGCUGUGAGAACGGUUCCCUCGGCCUUCCACGAGCCUCGCUACAUGGCCAUUGCUGUGCACAACGAGCUCAUCAGCUCCGGUGUAUUCCACGUGGUCAGGUUCACCGUCGCCCCAGAGCUGCACCCUGACUGGAUGCUCUUGCUUUUCUUCGUACAUGCACAUUUGACAGUGACAGUGACACUUGGGCUCCUACUCGUCCCAAAGUUCCUGUUUGCAGGGACACACCUGAGGGACGACAUCGCGACGGAGGCCUACGAAGACGAGUUGGACAUGGGACGUUCGGGGUCUUACCUGAACAGCAGCAUCACAUCUGCAUGGAGCGAGCACAGCCUGGACCCAGAGGACAUCCGGACGCCAGACGAAACGGGCCAGCUCAGUUCUAGUAAUGGCUGUGGCAUAAGGUCUUGCGACAGUCUUUGGGAAAAACGUACCAACGAGGAGCUAAAGAAGCUUUAUUCCCAGUUGGAGAUCUACAAGAGGAAAAAAAUGUUGGCCAACAAUCCUCACUUACAGAAGAAACGCAGUUCCAAAAAAGGCUUGGGACGGUCACUGAUGAGACGCAUCACUGAGAUCCCGGAGACCAUGGCUCGGCAGCACAGCCGUGAAGACAAGGACCUGAGUGAGCACAGAGGCAACCGCAACAGCAUCUGUGCCCUGAAGAAGAACCCCUUUGACCCAUCGCAUUCGCUGAAGCCUGCCAAGGAGGAGUCCCUGAAGAACCAAGUCUUCUCCCUAAAGAAGUCGCACAGCAGUUACGACCAUGUGCGAGACCAGGAUGAGGACUCCAGCACCUCGGCAGCCGCCAAGACAGAAGCGUCCACAGCGGACGGAUCUCUUCUUGAAGCGCUGAUGGGAAAAAAGCUGGUGAAGAAGAAGUCGUCUGACAAGAUCGAUGUCACCAGCGAGUCGACCGAGUCGGUUCCUUUGGUGUGCAAGUCAGCCAGUGCUCAUAAUCUGACGGCUGAUAAAAAGCCAAUCCACCCCAGGACAUCCAUGCUGCAGAAGUCGCUCAGUGUCAUUGCCAGUGCUAAGGAGAAAACUCUAGGCCUAACAGGAAAGACCCAGAGUAUGGAUGAUCCCACCAAGAAAUCCCAGCAGAAGAAUACAGAGGACAAGACCCCUGUUGGGAAUGAGGAAAGAGAAGGCUAUGUGAAGAUGAUCGUUAGCCAGUCAGUAGAGUAUAAGCAGACUGGUGCCAAAGCUGGCAUAAUGAAACACCAGGUUAGCGGAAGCCAGCCUUCCAUUUGCUCUGAGCCAGCGAAAGGCAAGGACGUGUACGAUAUUUCUGAGGUGUGCCCCUGGGAAGUGGAGGAUUUGCCCACUCCCUCAGAGAACAAGGUCCAAAAGCAUGUUUCCAUUGCUCCAGAGGAGACCACCACAGUCCACGGAGGCAGCAGCAAGGCAUCCAGACAGCAACAGCCAAAGCUGAAAGGCACGGAGCAGUCACCCUUGCUGUCGCGCCGACCCAACCAGAAGCCCGCAGACAGAGCAGACAUCUGUCCUUGGGAGGACGGCAAUAGUGAAAGCCAGGGACAGAUGGAAGUCUCAAAACCGACUUCCCACAGACAACCUGACCAGCCCCAAACACAGGCCUCUGGAGACAACACUAGCACUCUAAGAUCAGAGGUGUGUCCCUGGGACUUUGAGGAGGUGCCAACAAAAUCAAGAGACUCUGCUUGCUCCUCUGAGCAGGGCAGAGCCAAAACCCAAGCUGUGGAGGUCAAAGGCAAAACAGGCACUACUCUUACGGAAAUGAAAGGUAAGGUCAACAUCCCUAUGAAGGCUCUCCCAGAGCCUUCCAAACCUUCAGGCAGUUCUCCGCAGCCGCUUUCUAAGGUGGAAGACUGUCCCUGGGAAUAUGAAUCAGCAAGCCCCACCUCUGAAAAGAUGCCCAGGCUCUCUCAGGUUUUUAAAACGAAGGACACCCUUGCUGCACAGAAGGGUAGUACCCCUGUGAGGACAUUGCAGAGGGAGAAAGAGAAGGAUGAGAAGGCCAAAGCAAAAUCGAAGGAAAAGCCCGGUACAGGUAAACCAAAAGAACGGCCUCUCAGCCAAGCUAAGAUGGCUGAAGUUUGUCCUUGGGACGUGGACAGUAGUCAAGAGCUGGGAGCAGUGGAAAAACAAAAAAGUCCAAAUGCUGCAGUAGCAAAAAUCGAGCAAGCUGAUGUAUGUCCGUGGGAUUUUGAGGAUUCAGCAACAACUGAAGAAGUGAACAGAAGUCCUAGUUCCUCCACGGUGGAACAGAAAAGUCCAAAUUCCAAGCAGGGAAUUCCUGGAGGUGCCAAAAUGACAGAUGUCUGCCCAUGGGACUUCGAUGACCAAACAUUGACAAAAAAGGCAUCACACUUGACCUACUCGGACCACUAAGAAUUGUAGUUCUCAUUAUAUGUGCAUUGUGUCAUCUUCUAAAGCCCUGGAAUAAAAAAACAAAACAAAAAACUCUAGUAUAAUUUAUGGUGACUUGACAGAAUAAAAUCAAGUUGCACAAGCUGCCUUUCUUUCAAAAACCUUUUUUCCUUUGUGCUUUUUGAGAAAAAAGAGAAGAAAAGACAAAAAAAUGAACAAAAAAUGCAACAAAUCAUCAAGCAUUCCAGAUUCUUACAGAGUAAAAUAAAACUUGUUAAAACUUUCAAUACAAACAGUAGUCUGAAGAUUAUGCAACUCUUUAUGUGCAAUGUAGAAAAGCAUCAAAACAUACCAAUAUAUUCAUAACAUGUAUGCCCAUGAUUUAGCCAUUUGAAGUUUCUUGAUUCCACAAUAGCUGUGUCUGUAGCAGGGUCUUAAAUAUGUCAUCUGACUAGACAGUUACAAGUUCCUGCGGAAACAGGACGGGCUUGAAAUCAUCUGUGUAUUUUACCAGUACUCCGAUGGAGCAUGCUUGGAUUGUCUUAGGAUAAGCAUGAUCUGUGUGAUGUGGUAUAUCAUACUUGGGUUGAAACUGACAUCAUGAAAUUGCCAAAGAUGGAGGUAACAUAUGAAAGCAUCAUCAGUAAUAUAAAAGGGAACUGAAACAGAAUAUCCCUACAUUUCUGUUAUAAGUCCAUUUUCAUGUGAUUGCUUGCGAGGAAAUUAGCCUGUAGCACUUUAGUAAUUAGCAUAAUCUAUGACAAAAAGAUGAAAACAUGCUGUGAUUGCUUUCAUGUUAUUCUAAUUAUCUCUAUUUAUUUAUCUGGUCACCCUCACACUGAACAUACGUGUGAAUGUUUGACACACGGUGUAGAAUAAGGUUUUAGUGUCCUUUUAUGUCUAAAAACCCUUUCAAUGCUUCUGAAUGUGCUGGUAUGUAUUACUGAAUGUGCCUAUCUAAAGAAUCUUAAAUCAGUCCUAAGGUGUACUAGGAAGCGUAGGGCAUUUUCCUGACCCAUGCUUACUCACAUGUAAUGAAUGUCAGCGCGUAUGUUUUUUCAGAAUGCAGAAUGACAGAAAUACGAUUCAAAGCAACAUAUUUGCAAACAACAAUUAGUGAUUUUUUUUCAAAGUCAGUGACUGAGUCUUAUCAGUAGGAGGAAUAGUCUUUAAGCUUGUUUUACUUGUUUAUUUCUUUAUUUUAUUGUUUUAGAUGAGCAAUUAUUCAGUUAUUUCAGUUAUAUCAGUUAUUUUGAUGUUUUUAACAUGUUUUGUGUUACCCCAGCAGAUGCUGUAUUAGUAGCGAUGUCUUUAGAAAUAUAACAAUAUUUCAACCAGAACUUUAUAUGCCUGAUGUCUCUGUGUGACAUAAAAUUGUGUGUUACAAAUACUGUUGGAAUGUUUAGCUACAUGGUAUAGUUUUUCCCGCACAAGGGUCAAUGUUACUGAAUAAACUAACUUGAUUUUUUUCCUUAUAUAUUUGGCAUGGUUCAUUCUACAUUAGACUGCUGUUAUUGUCACUGGAAGUGCUGAUUAUAAAUGUUGGAGUCAUGUUCCAAAUGAAAUGACACAGUCCUCAGAUUAAAGUUAGUGGUAUCGGAGUCAUAAUUAAAUGUACUCUGUAAAAGUCCCGUUGCAGGUCAUUUUUGCUGUGGUGGUUACUAAAAGCUCCACUAUAUAUCGUAUGUACCAAAGAGGUAAAAAACAAACAAACAAACACACAAACAACAAAACAAAAAACCUAGUCACUGUAUUUCUCAACACUCCAUAAAAAAAGAUAAUCUGUAUCUUAUAGCCAUCUCUCCACCAGAUGAGCCAUACUACAUCUCCCAGUAACCCCUGGGGGGCACAUUUAAACCAUGCCAGAGGUGGUCUUGGCCUGUGGAUGUGCAGGAACUAGUGCUUCAUUGGCUGGAUAGGCUGGAGAACAAAAAAACCCAAACAAACCCCAAAACGAUAUCUCCUUCCCCAGAUUAUUGUGAUGGCUCCUAUAUCCCUCCCGUUUGUGGACCUCAAAUGUGAUCUGUUAUCCAUAUUGGUUGUAUGUGUUCCUGGAGAACAUUCAGCCUGCCCCAUUCUCUUGUUCCAAACACGAGUAAAGAAAGGAGCUGAAAUAGUGUGGCAUACCUGUUCUACGUGUAACUCCUAGGUAGUGUGUGAACUACUGCCGUCUUCCUCAAUUAGAGAAUGUCUCUGGGAAUGGUCAUUAUGUCCUUAGUGCACCUCUCCAGGGUACCCAAGUCGAUCACUCUUCACCUGUCUGCAGGUCUUUGCUUUGAACUCUGUAGUACGACAUGAACACCCUGAUCGUGUUGACCUGCUGUUGCUACUAACUCUGCCUACUGAUGUGUCUUAGUGCAAAGUUUAGUUUCCUGUUGCUCUUUAUUUAUUUAUUUAUUUAUUUAUUUAUUUAUUUCCUUAUUUACUUUUUUCUCAUGGAGGUUCAAUCUGUUAUUUUAACUUGGCCUCUAUGUGUGUGACUCAGUCUGGUCACCUGUUGGGGAAACACUACUAAUACUACCAUAUAAUGCUGUAAUGUCUUAACUAGCGCUCUUGUGGCUUCUGCAUGAUAAGAUGAAAUUAGUAGGACUGAUGUUACACUGCCCUAGAUAAAACUAAAAAUAACCUUUGGUUUUUUAUGGACUGUUACAAGUUGUAUAGUGAGUAACGCUGUACCUGACCCACUGUAAUCUGUGGUUGUUAUCAUAAAUUCUCUAUGAAAAGCUAAUAGCAUAUACUUAAUGGAGAUUUGGUAGAUUUAUAUGGUGUUAUAUUGUGAUAGCAUGUACAUAAAAUACCUCCUCUGCAAUAAAUAUUUAUAUACAAAUGA